AUGGUUGAGAAAAAAGACAGUGAGGAGAGAUCAUCUGCUUAUGUAGACAGAUCAAACGAGGAGAAACGAUCUCCCGACGUAAAUAAACUCAAGGUCCCUUCGUUACGACACCAGAAAAGUGUUCGAAGAAAUGCUCGAAAGGAAGUCCUAGAAUGGGAUAGAGACGAUAGUCCACACGUGCUUUUUUCGAGAGGUAUAUAUGAUAUUCAGCCCGGUAAAUCCAGUUUGUUGGAAGAAGAUUCGAAGUUGGCCUUAGAUGUGAAUGGAAGCUCUAAUAUGGAACUUGGAGGGAGUUCUUCCCAGAAUGAGACUCGAAAUGAUCAAGCACUGAAUGAGGGGAAUUCGCUCUUUGAUAAUGAGACGUCGGAACCUCGUAGCGUGUUGGGUGAUAGCUUCGGAGGCCACUCAGGAAAAAGUCUUAGCAAUGGUGGUCGGGGUGGGACUGGUGGUGUAUUUGAUGUAGGAAGAUCGGAAGAAAGGAGAAAUGCUGAGGACGUAGAGGUGCAGGAAGAUAGGAAUAAGAUGGUUGAAUGGACGAAGGAAGAUGAGAAGAAUUUAAUGGAUCUUGGGUCAGAAAGACACCAAAGGUUGGAAAGUUUAAUGGCUAAACGUAGAGCAAGAAAGAUGUUCAAAAUGGCAAUUGAGAAAAGCCUGAUGGACAAGGGCAUUGUUCCCCAUAGUCAAAUUGCUCCAAUUCUAAUAGUUAAAAACAACAUUCUCGGUGCUUCAAAUAAUGCCAAUGAUGAAGGGUUACAAAUGCCUGGUUCUGCCCCUUCCGUCUUGCAGCCUACACAGAAUCCAUUUGACCUACCUUAUGACCCAUUUGAAGAAAAACCAAAUCUCACGGCUGAUAGUUUUCUAAAAGAAUUCAUUCCAGCCAACCAAAAGGAAAUGCUUUUCUGCAGGCAUGAGAGCUUCUGUCAUGGACCGUUGUUUACAUUCGAUACCACUCCAGAUCCCAAUGAUCAGUUUAAUCCCUACUAUGGUGCAGAAAAUAGGCUUGUAGGAGGUCCUGCAGUCGAUAGAUUCAGAAGGUCACCAGAUGAUGGAGGUCCGCUUCGGCAGAAUUCCAUUGCUUUUGGAAGUGAAAUUGAUGUUAUUGAGAUAGAAGAGUCCAAUCACAAUGAGGAAAUGAACUCGUCGGGAGAGAAAAAUGAAAAGAUUACAGAAGCUGCUAAUGAUAAGACUGAAAUAGCAGAAAACAAUGAAAACCCUCAUGUUUUGAGUGGAAGUGAAAUAAGAAUGGAUAUAGAUUCAACAAAAAACAAUGAUUCAUGCUCCUCACCAUCUUCAUCUGAUGACUCUGCAUCAGGCUUAGAUCAAACGACUAAACCUCUGACUCUAUGUGCCAAUCAAGUCCGAAAGGCUCUUAAUCUUUCGAUUCCUCCCAAGGGGAGAAAUUUUAGCAAACUUCCAUUUGAUCCCAGCCCAUCUCCACGCAGGACUGAAUUUAAUUUGUUUUACAAUACAUUUAGGCGACAAAGUCAUACUCGAAACUGUUCCAUAGCUUCUGAUUUGCAAGUUGAAGUCUCAGAAGUUGGUUCAACUACCUUAUCAACCGAUGGAACAGGUUCACCUGUUGAAGGUGAUGUUACAUAUGAUGGAGAUGUUGAAAGGGAUAUCAAUUCUGACAAUGAAGAAUUGUGGUCAGGUUCCUUUAACUUAACAAGAGAGGCAAAUCAAGAAAAACUGAGAGAAUUGGAUGAUAUUAUUGAAGAGGAUUCUGUUGAAGUAAAGCUUUCUGGUUUAGACAAGAAACCUGAGGAGCCAACUGCAUCAAUCUUUCCAUCUGAACAGGAAGCCACACAAAUUUUGAAUGACACAAGUUCACUAUCUUCAAGGUUAGAUACAACUGAAGACGGUGCAUCCUAUCCAGCAAAUAUUAACCGUGAAACUCAUGAAGAUGCGACUCCCAAUGUUUCAGAAAAUAUAUCACCUGAAGAUCAGAGAAAAACCAUGCAGUUAACAGAGAAGUCGUUGGUUCGUUCACCUCCUGAGCCUUGUUUCCAGCAGCCAGAGCAGAAGCCUAUAGAAGAAUUGAACAUCGUUUGUAAUGUGAAGCCGAUAACUCAAGGAAAUGCUAACACUUUAGAAUUGAAGUCAUCUGAAACCAGAGACGAUGGAGCCCAAGCAUUCAUCGAACCGGCAGCUUUAGGAGAGAUGAGAAAACCAGAUGAGGCAAUCAAUUUAGAUUCCUGCAAGUACAAGCACUGCAAUAUAGAAACAUCUCAUGAGUCUACAAGAACUAUAGACUCUCAAAAGAAGAUGGAGGAAAGCCAACAGUCGAAAUAUGUUGAAGAAGAUACUCAUAACUUAACUAAUAAUGACACUGCAGACACACCAAAUGCAGUUCAAAGUAGAGACCAACCUUCAAAGAAUAUUGGACAAGAUACACUAAACUUAACCGAGUAUAAUAAUGGGGAUGCACCUAAUUCUGUUCAAAGCAUAGUUAAUCAAGAUAUUGUUGAGGAUAAUGUUUCUGGAGUGGAACAAAGAUUAGAAAGUUCUAUUGCAAUGGAUCUAACUCACAGAUUGGCGAUUGAACAAACUCAUCUCAGCUCGUAUGUGUCGCCAAAGUCUGUGUUACCACAAAACAUCCCGGUACAGAGAAUACCCAUAUCAAAUGUGGAGCAACAAAGACAAAACGGUCGGCCACAAUCUGUUAUGGAAGACAUAGAGAGGUACAAUUCAGCAAGCAACCAACCACAGGAGAGCUCAACUUUUAACAUGCUCCCAAUUUCACAGCAUUUGGUUGAGAAUUCACUAGAUGACUCGUCCAGUAAUUGCAAUCCUGGAACAUCAGAGGGUUCGUCUAGCACAACAAAGGAGAGUCCUAUUGGUAGCCCUGUCCAUAACAUGAAUGAACUUGUCCUAGAAGGCACUCAUGGAAAGGAAGAUUCUUCUAUAAAAUCCAGUAAAGAUGAAUCUAAAACUUCGACGAAUUCAAUGGAUGCGAAAGAAGCAUUAAAACCAUAUGGUGAAAGUAAUCCUGAUUUUAUCGAGCGUCUUGGAGGAUCAGAAAAAUUGACUGAACAUAACUCUGGAACUGAUCCAUCAAAAUCAAAUGAAGGAAAUGCCAAGUCAGCUGAUCCUAACACUAUGGAGACAGAAAAGUCUGCAGCAAAAGUUGAUCUAAUCUGCAAUGUAAUUGAGUCCUUAACUGAUAAGAUGGCCAACAACGAGUGCUUGACCCAUGUUCUUGAUGGAGAAGGUGAGCCCCAAAUAUCCAGCAGCCAAAAGGCUAUCAUGAAACCAUCAAAUAUCAGUGGGGCAACUAGUGCAGGAUCUGUUAAAGAUACAGAACAUGAAUCCAGAACAUUAGCCAAAGCCAAUUCCAGUGUUGGGCUACCUACUUCAAAAGGAGAAAGUAUCAGCUUGAAGGACAUUAAAAAUAGUGGAGAUGCACAAAAUUUGAGUAGUCAAGAAAGUGUUUCAGGUGCACUGGAAUCAAAGGAGGAUAAUCCCAAGGCCAUUGGUCAAAGCAUCUCAGGUGUAGAUACUACUGCAAAAAGCAUGCUGGUAGACCAUACGACCGCCAUAGAAGCAUCUAAACCGGAAGAAUCUGAAUUCAAGGCUGUCAACACCAUGGAAAAUGAUAGUAACGAAGUGGCAAAAUGAGGCAAUAUACACAAUAUUGGCACAUCUAAAAACCAUCAGUUCGGGGACAGAAACAGUUUAGAGUAACUUUCAGCA
Messenger RNA from Hibiscus syriacus, 3693 nucleotides. Its product is annotated as dentin sialophosphoprotein-like. The transcript has 5 exons. Lineage: Eukaryota; Viridiplantae; Streptophyta; Magnoliopsida; Malvales; Malvaceae. The record is from RefSeq and is a predicted model, not a curated record. The coding region runs from base 1 to 3618 and encodes 1205 amino acids.